AUGGACCUGCUUCUAGUGCUAGUGACUCUCGUUCUUGUGUUGCUCAUAUACUUUGGGUUGCUACGUCAUGAUCCAAGAUUACCGCCUUGUCCUUCAAGGCCGCUUCCAAUCAUUGGCAAUCUGCUUGUCCUACAACCUGAUAGCAGAGCUCAGUUCCGAAAAUGGCGACAAGAAUUUGGCGACUUAUUCAGUUUUUACAUGGGGCGACAGUUAAACGUUGUCGUCAGCGGCCAUGCAAACAUCAAAGAACUGUUGCUGAAGAAAGGCGACGACUGCUUGGACAGACCUCGAAUGUUUUUUGACGAGGCUACGGGGCUACCACAGAAAGGGGUCGUCAUGAGUGCCGGUCCUGAAUGGAAAGAGCAAAGGGCAGUGAUGUUAUCUAUUCUGAAGGACAUUGGAAUGGGCAAGAACCUAUUGGCCGAGAAGAUACAAGAGGAGAUUCAGAACUACACGGAAGUCCUGGCUGGUCUAGGAGGCCAGCCAACCAAUCUCAGGGUGAUCACUAAUCUGAGCACCUCAAAUAUCGUCUGCUCUGUUGCUGUGGGGCGUAGGUUCGAGUACGAUGACGCCGAUUUUCGGGAGAUGAUGACCACAUUGGACCACAUUGCUGAAGAUUUGAGCAUCAGCAACAUGAUUACAUAUUUUCCCUUGUUAAAAUACAUUCCUGGGGACAUAUUUAGGGCCAAUAGAAUUCAGUCAUCUAUUAAGAAGGUCAUGAGUUUAGUUGUCAAACAUUUUUUGCAGUCCGGGGGUGAGUCUCCGGAUACUUUUAUUUCCGUAUACAUGAAAGAGUGUCAGCGCAGACGUCAAGCAGGGGAGACUACAACAAUGAGUGAGGAUAACUUGGCUAAAAUCAUCUUUGAUUUGUUUAUCGCGGGAACGGAAACAGCAGCCACAACCAUCCUUUGGUGUAUUCUCUACUCCUUAAACUACCCAGAGGUCCAGCAGAAAAUUUAUGAUGAAAUUGAAAGAGAGGUCGGGAACGAGCGAUUGCCUUCCAUGCAGGACAAAAACAAGUUGGUCUAUCUCAAUGCUUUCAUAAUGGAGUCUCAAAGACUGUCCAGCAUAACGGCUCUAUUCUUCCCCAGAAUGUGUACGUCUGAUAUUUCUAUAGCAGGCUACACUCUCCCAAAGGGAGCUGCCGUUCACGCUAACUUGGAUUCUAUAUCCUACGAUGAGAAGAUAUGGGGCGACAACGUGCAUGUUUUGGUGCCAGAAAGGUUUAUAGAUGAGAAUGGAAAGCUGAAGGUACCUGAAGAAUUCUGUCCUUUCGGGAUAGGCAAACGAGCGUGCCCUGGAGAAAGCUGGGCCAAAACGCUUCUGUUUCUGUAUCUUGCAGCGAUGUUUCAGAGAUUCAAGUUCCUCUCCCCCACUGAUGGUUCACCUCCUCCAGCCGACUACGUCUUUGGAACAGAUGUUUGUCCUGUUCCUUAUGAGGUCCGAGUUAUCGACAGGAGAGCGGAGAAAUAA
Molecule: messenger RNA, 1473 nt
Organism: Candidula unifasciata
Lineage: Eukaryota; Metazoa; Mollusca; Gastropoda; Stylommatophora; Geomitridae
Source: the annotation of a GenBank genome assembly